Messenger RNA from Stegodyphus dumicola, 1502 nucleotides. RefSeq lists its product as uncharacterized. Gene Ontology annotation, cellular component: nucleus; cytoplasm. Gene Ontology annotation, molecular function: microtubule binding. The record is from RefSeq and is a predicted model, not a curated record. Gene Ontology annotation, biological process: positive regulation of transcription by RNA polymerase II. Lineage: Eukaryota; Metazoa; Arthropoda; Arachnida; Araneae; Eresidae.
AAUCUUCUGUCCGAUUGUUUAUAACUUAUUAUAAUAUAAAAAUUUCGCUCAAUAGAAAAAUUCUCGCUUUUAUACAGUUAAUUAGUCGUGUUAUCUAAAUUCCGGCAACUUUUCAGCAUUUAUCGUAAAUGGCUCGGAAAAUAUCUUCUACCAAUCUAGCAUAUAAAUUACGCAGAGGCCAGAAGGAUUUGCUUUGUGCUCCGGCUGAAGUUAGUGAAGAAUUCAAAAAAGAUACUCUACUAUCUACUCAUUUAGUGGACUUUAAGACUCCUCCACGACCGGAGCAACCAAAUCGAGGCAAAAAACGAGAACUAAUGGAACGUUUCCUCUUCGAGAAAAUCAGUGCAGAUAUCGCCAAGGAGGAGUUUCGUCCCCGUUCACCUCCUGUUUACAUUAGCACAACCCACGACCACUUUAGUGUUCCAGGAUUCGAUCCCGAGGCUGGACUUCAGCCUUCCUUCAAAUAUUCUCUUUAUACAGAUACACCGAUCUCGUACUGGUCAGAGAAUAAGAAGAAAAUUGCUGGAGUGACCGUUCCUGAUAACCCAACUCGAAACUUCAAUAGUUCAGCGAAGUUCAGUAAGCCCAUAUCGGAGAGGUGGGACAAUGAUUGUGAAUUGUAAUACGCUUAUAUCUAAAUUUGAGUUGUGUGGUUUCAUUAACUUCUCAACGAAAGAAGUAAAAAAAAAAUGUUUCUUAUUUCUUUAUAUACAAUAGCUAUAUGUAGCAAGUUAAAUUUUGUUGUCAAUACAUCAUCAAAGUAAUUUGAAUUACUGAAUCUGAUAACCGUGUUCCAGAUAUCUGCGUUUUAGUUAUCGAAGAACUCUUGAGAUUAGAAACUGAUUAUGACUUUUUAAUAAAAGUGGAUGAACUUUUAAAACAUUUACGAUAUUAAUAAUGUUUACAUGAACAAACUGCAUUUAACUUGCAUUAUUUACAAAACAUAUUCCAUUGCAUAUUCUACUUACUAACACAUUCCAAUUGCAAAACACAUAACUAUGUACAAAGAAUUCCAUUAUUAUUCUAGUUGCGAAAUAUAUUCCACUACUUUUCUUGAGAUUUAUAUGAAAAGGUUAAUCUUAAGUUAGCCAGUUAAGAUUUUAUAUUGCUCAGAUCUUUCAUUUUCCUAUAAUCGCAUUAUUCAUUCAAGCUGUAAGCAAAUUAAAUGAAUAAAAAAGUCGUGACGCAAUUUUAAAGCCUUUUAACACCUGUCUUAUUGUACGAAUGCUUGGUGCAUUGUGGUUGGAUUACUGUUGGGAAAUGAAUUAAAAUGUAAGUGUUUCUCAAACUACAAAUAAAUUAAAUCUUUUAAUUACCAUUAUUUUUAUAUGUGCAGCUAUCAUCUUCUAGCUACUAAUAAAUCUAUAAGUUAUUUAUUUCUUAUCUGUGUGGCUGAUUGUAAGCCUUGUAACUUCUAGCUGAUAGAACAUAUGAAACUUCUACCUAUUCUUUUUUACCAAUUCUUUUUUACCUUCACGUAGAUAUAAGCGUAUUUUCUUAAG